Messenger RNA from Maudiozyma barnettii, 1581 nucleotides. RefSeq names its product putative asparagine synthase. NCBI's taxonomy places the organism in Eukaryota, Fungi, Ascomycota, Saccharomycetes, Saccharomycetales, Saccharomycetaceae. The transcript has a single exon. The record is from RefSeq and is a predicted model, not a curated record. Gene Ontology annotation, molecular function: asparagine synthase (glutamine-hydrolyzing) activity. Bases 1 to 1581 code for a protein of 526 amino acids.
AUGUGUGGGAUACUGUUGUUUAAUAGCAAUGUUCGUUGCCAAACUACUGCUCAGGAUGUUUAUUUGGAAUAUACCGAGGGGGAUGAUAUUAUAAAGCCUAGUGGGAAAGAUGCUAUAGAUAAGAUUGUACCCUAUAUUGUAGCUAGAGGACCCGAUUUUUCAUCUUUUAGGUGUCUGAAGGAUGUGAAUACAUGUUGGUUCUCCUCAAUAUUAUCAUUGAGACAACCGUUCACAAAACAAAGUAUUGUCAUAGAUGGAAAAUUUGUAUUACAAUUCAAUGGUGAAUUAUAUAAUAAUGCAAUUGACCAAAAUGGGAAUGAUACACAAUAUAUUGUGCAACUUUUAUCUCAGAUUAAUGUCCUGGAUAAAUUAUUGUCACAACAGCAGAUCAUCGAUGUGAUACGAGAAUUGGAUGGUGAAUUUGCAUAUACUAUUAGUGAUCUGGUGAAUGAAGUUAUUUAUUUUGGUAGAGAUACGAUUGGGAAGAGAAGUCUCAGUUAUUGCACUGAUUCAGAGACUCAUGAUUUAUAUGUAGCUAGUAUUACAGGCACCACUUCAAAAGAUUUUAUAAAUUGUAUUGGAGGUCAAAUAUAUAUCUUUGAUAUCAAGGAAAGAAAUUUUAUUAAUACAACGUGUACUAUACGAAAUAGUCCAUACAAUGUUACCUCUAUGAUUGAUGAAGAUAUGAAAGGUCUUAUCACUAUUACAAAUGAAUUGUUCCAGCAAUUGACGAAUGCCGUCUCUAAGAGAAUUACUACUAUUCAUCCAACUCAUAUUGAAAACUCACCUAUUGCAGUAUUAUUUUCUGGCGGAUUAGAUUGUUCAGUCAUUGUAGCAUUGAUCUGUGAAGAAUUAAUGAAGAUACCUAGUAAUAGUACAGUAGUGGAAUUAUUAAAUGUCGGGUUUGAAAACCCAAGAACUGGAUUGCAACCUGCUGUUACACCUGAUAGGAAACUUGCGGUUUCAAGUGCAAAAAUCCUAAAAGAAUUAUACCCUGAUGUGGAUAUACGGUUAGUAGAGGUCGAUGUACCUUACAAAGAAUAUUUAAAAGUAAGGCCAAAUAUUAUUGAUUUCAUGUACCCUAAAAAUACGGAGAUGGAUCUUUCCAUUGCCAUUGCGUUUUACUUUGCAUCAAGAGGUCAUGGAUUCAUUACUAAGGAUGAUGGGACAAGGUAUCAAUAUAAUCGUAAAGGGGUUGUGUUGUUUAGUGGACUUGGUGCAGAUGAAUUAUAUGGUGGAUAUCAUAAAUUUGCAAAUAAGACCACUCCAGAACUUGUAGAGGAACUGGUUAGACAAAUUAAUAAUAUACAUGACAGAAAUCUAAACAGAGAUGAUAAAGUUAUAGCAGAAAAUGGUGUAGAGGUCAGAUACCCAUUUCUUGAUGAAUCUGUCCUUAAGUAUUCCACAUCGUUGAUCCCAAUUAAUUACAAGAUAAACAAACAUAUCCUUCGUAAUGUAGCGAGAAUGAAAUUAAAUCUGGGUACUAUUGCUGAAGAGCCAAAACGUGCCAUCCAGUUUGGUUCAAAAAGUGCAAAGAUGACUAAAGAUGGUAACAAAAAUGGAACUGAUAUACUUAAAUAG